UUGGCAUCCCUGGUUUAUUUACUUGUUUUUGGCUAAAACUCAAAUUAACGCAGUUCGAGAAAAAUAACACAUUAAUUAAACACAAAAUAGCUUGUUUUGUUUACUCCAGAAAUAUAGAGGAAGUGUAAAUAUUAGGACAGCUGUAUGCUUCGAAUAAAUUUGAAUAAACAAGAUUUCGCUGAAGGAGUGAGAUGGCGUUUGUUAGCAACUACCUCGCCGAACUGACAGACAUCAAAAUGGAGCCAGAGUUGAUGAUUGAUGACCACGAACUAUCGGAUAAUGAUAAUCUUUUUGAAGCAGCGGACUUUGGGUCAAUUGAGCAGGAAGCCGAAAAGGGAGAAAAAAAUGAAAUAUUCUCCACCGGUGAAACGGAGGAAGGAAACCACAAUCCGACAUGUAACGAAGACUUCGCAGAUGAAGGAUUGAUGAAAGAACCCAGACGGUUGCCCUUGGGAAUGAAACCGCUCACAUGUGAAAAGUGUGUAAAAACAUUUCGCACAAAAUUGGGACUCAAACUGCACUUUCGAACUCAUACGGUAUCACAUUCCUUUGCAGAAGAACGACCUUAUUCAUGUUCUCAUUGUCCAAAAACGUUCAAGGAUUCUUCAUCAUUCCAACUUCACAUGCGAAUUCAUAGGGACGGGCGGUCCUAUUCUUGUCUACUUUGUUCUAAGGCAUACAAGCGUCACACAACGCUCAAACUACAUAUGUUAUCUCAUACUGGUGAACGUCCGCAUUCUUGUCCACAUUGUCCGAACGCGUUUAAAAGUCUUUCAGAGCUUCAAGUACACGUUCGAUCUCAUACGGGUGAACGUCCCUAUGAUUGCCCACAUUGUACGAAGGCGUUUAAGCAACAUUCAGCACUCAAACAGCACAUUCGUACUCAUACAGAUGAACGCCCUUAUUCUUGUUCACAUUGUACGAAGGCAUUUAACCAACAUUCAGCGCUUAUACAGCACAUUCGAACUCAUACGGGUGAACGUCCCUAUUCUUGUUUGCGAUGUCUGAAGGCGUUUAAGAAUCCUUCAGCACUCCGGAAGCACAUUGGAACCCAUACGGGUGAACGUCCGUAUUCUUGUCCGCAUUGUCCGAAAGCGUUUGUAGAUUCUUCAACGCUCAAACUACACAUUCGAACUCACACGGGUGAACGUCCCUAUUCUUGUCCACAUUGUCCGAACGCGUUCAAGGACCCUUCAGCACUCAAAAAGCACAUUCGAACUCAUACGGGUGAACGUCCCUAUCCUUGUGCUCAUUGUUCGAAAGCAUUUACGGAUUCUAACACCCUCAAGCGACACAUUCGAACUCACACGCGUGAACGUCCCUAUUCAUGUCCACAUUGUCUCAGAACGUUCACACGCUCUACAACCCUAAGAAAACACCUGCUUACACAUGAUGAAGGUACAGACGGCCUGGGGCAGGAAUCACAGGUUGUCGUGAAGGAAGAGAUAACUGAAUGCUGAAGAAUCCAUUUGUCGUUGAAGACAGUUGAAAAAUGAAGUAAGUCCAUAGGAUGAAUAUUUGCCUAUAUUAUAGGCAAAUCAGGGUGAAGUAUUAUACGUGCAGUCAUUCACCAACUGGACUUCCUUCAAUCAGACUUAUUUUUAAUAGGGCGUGCGUUAAUUGGGAUGUAAAGCAGUUAUGUAUCAGUAAUAUACGUCAUCUUUAAUUAGAGACGAAUGAACUCCCAGA
Toxorhynchites rutilus septentrionalis is the source of this 1689-nucleotide messenger RNA. Its product is annotated as zinc finger protein 664-like. Gene Ontology annotation, molecular function: DNA-binding transcription factor activity; RNA polymerase II cis-regulatory region sequence-specific DNA binding. NCBI's taxonomy places the organism in Eukaryota, Metazoa, Arthropoda, Insecta, Diptera, Culicidae. The transcript is spliced from 13 exons. The record is from RefSeq and is a predicted model, not a curated record. Gene Ontology annotation, biological process: regulation of transcription by RNA polymerase II. The coding region runs from base 192 to 1460 and encodes 422 amino acids.